CAUAGUUGAUUGCCUAAAGAAUACGGUUUAGUUAUACCAAGGAGAUGAUCAGUAGCGUAAUUUGUCCCAUAGUGGCUCGGUUGGAAAGCCUGAGAAGGUACAUGAUGCAGCCAUGCCCCCAUGCAGACGCAGGCUGGCAUGAGAGUUAAAAAGUGAAAAAGCUAAUUGCCCUUCAGAAAGUGAGAACUGUGGUGUACAUGAACAAAGCUUAGGGUGCUCAGACCAGCAUCACGUGAUCACCUCUGCUUCAUUUCUUGCACUGAGAAGAUUAUGGAUCUACAUAAAACAAGUCUGGCAUAUAUAUAAUUAGUAUUUAGUUUUAUAAUCAAGAAAUUCUGCAGUUUCCAAUGUACAGGAAAAAAACAUAUAAUUUAAGAGUACAGGUUUGCAUGUAAUGAAGUAUGAACUAAGAAGAUUAUGGUCUGGUAAGGUAAUUUGUAUAUAUAUGUAUAUGUAGUCAAACUAAGAGAGACUGGCAGCAGAUGGCUGAAUACUUGUGAAUUCCCAAGUGGAUACACUAUUAUAUUGUAAUUUCAAGUAAGAUUCCAUGUGAGUAAUUUUUUUUUUUAUCUAUUCUUCUUCUAUUUUGAUUAUCUUUAACAAUGUUGAUCAGAUUUGUUUUGUGCUACUAACAUUGAAACUUCCAAUAAAAAGAAAAAAAGGGUACAGUUGUACUACUGUCACCUUCUUCCUGGUUGUGGAAGAUUCCUUAACUUCUGCACCACAUUUUUCAAGUUCAAAGUAUAUAUAUAAACAUGGAAACACUCAAGUGUCCUAAGAAAAAUAUGGGGUUGCAGCUAUAUUGUUUUCUAUUCAGUCCUUUGGCAUUGUAGGGAUUUAAUCAGAUUGUUCUAAGCUAAACCUUAAGCUUAUUAGUUGAAUGUGUCAGUGUCUCAGAAGUUCAUUGGCUAUGGAUACAGGACACAUUCAAAAGAGAAACAAAAAAAGGAAUGAUAAUAAAUAUCAUUGAGAAGAUAAGAAGACAAAUGGCUAUAAUUCACCUUUUGAGAAGGGCAUGAGGUAAAUGAUGAUAUAGUAAUAUACAUAUAAAUACAUAUAUAUAAUAAUACUCAAGUAGUAAUGUAAGGCUAUACUGUAUGUGAGCCACAUAAAAAUUUUUUGAUGUAGAAUUGGAAGGGAUAAAUUGAAAAAGAUUGUUUUUUCAGCCAUUUUAUUUGUUUGGAACCAUUCAAGAUACUAGUAUACAAGGGAGAAAAAGUGUGGGGGGAAAAAUGGAAAAGACCUGACAAAUCCUUGUGAUUUUAUUUGUUUUAACUUGGCUCCAUCCUUACUUUAAAGGAUGCUCCUUGGUCCUUUCUUUCCUCACCAAGCUCACCAUUCCAAUAAGCUAGACAUCUUCAAGAGAAAAAAUAAAAACAUGGCCACAAGCCAAGCUACAUUCAACCAUGAUGCAGAUGAAGAGUACAUAGAUAUGGAGGUAAGUUCACCCUCCAGGUUCUUGUGUUACUCUAUAAACUCUCCACCACAAAGCAGAGAGUUUGAAUUCCAAAUGUGUUCAGUUGACUGCAAUGGAGACAUUACCUCAACAACUUCACCUGCAGAUGAGCUUUUCUACAAGGGAAAACUCCUUCCUCUUCAUCUUCCUCCUCGGUUGCAAAUGGUUCAGAAGCUACUGCAAAGCUCCAACAGCUCUUCAUUGGAGAGCAAGACUGAAGCACCUUUCGAAGAAAAUGGUCAGCUUCAUUUCAUAGGCUCUGCAAUUGCUUCAUCAAAUGGAAGUAGUCUAUUGGAAUCCUGUAGGGUGAGUAGUGAACUAAACCCUGAUGACUUUUUCUUUGAAUGGUCAACUGAAAUGAAUGGCUUCACAGGCAAUAAUUCGAACAAAUCUUGGUCUAAAAAGCUUAAACAGAUGAAGCAAUCCUCAAUAACCCAAAAGCUCAAGGCAUCCAGGGAGUAUCUUAAAUCAUUGUUCAGUAAAUCUGCUUGUUCAGAUGAAUCUUGUGCCAAAGCAGAUGUUUCAAAGACCAAAGAAUGUGCAAACAAGUACAUGAAAAUGGGAAAGAAGAACCCAUUUGGAAAGGUUGAUAAAGAUAGAUACAAAAUUUUCAUGAAGACUAUUGACAGGGAGUUAGGUGAGGACGUUACAGAUAUCCAUAGGAGGUCAUUUUCAGGGGUAAUUCAAAAGCAUUCUGCAAUAAAGACUUCAUCUUCAUCAUCAACAUCUUCAUCUGGUUCUUCUUCUUCUUCAACAUCUUUUUCUUUAAGUUCAAGUGGAUUCUGCGAUUUACAGUUGCUGAAAAGGAGCAACAGUGCCAGUUCAGAGAUUGAGAAUUCAAUUGAAGGGGCAAUUGCUCAUUGUAAGCAGUCUCAGAAACUUGGGGUCUGUUCACUUUCUGCUUCAAAGAUUUCUGUUUGUGGGGACCAAGAAAGACCAGAACUUUGCAGCAUUUGAAUGUCAAAAAAUACUUUACAAAGACUGGAAAUCCACCAUAACAAGAAGAAAAAAAUAAACCGAAGUUGACUAAGAUGGGUACCCAGUUCCUGCUACAUUCUUCAAAGUGAGUGCCAUUUGAUAUUUUAGAUACUUUGCAUGAUUUUUCCAGCACUGUUAGACAAGACCCUCUUUUUUUUUGGUUUUUAAUGUUGCUGUAAUACGUUUCCAUGGAAUAAUAUGUUGAAAAUCCAUCAUCACCAAUAAUAAAGCAAAAAAUGAUUAGGAUUCUUCCAUGGAAGCUUAUCUUUCAAAAUCAAAUGCUCUAACCCCACCAACCAAAUUGCAUGUUGUACUUGCUCAAGUUAUUGCAUGAUUGGAAUUGCUUGAAUCCAGUAUCUGUUUGCUUGGUUUUUGCUUCUAUAUAUAUUUAUAUAUAAAAGAAUUUCUUUUCUCCUUGGACUGGGACAAGACAUUCUCUUUUACAACGAAUUGCCGGUUUCCGUACAGCAUCUUUUCACAUUUGACAAUGAUCCUUACCACUUAACUAUGUUUUUACUGUGUUGUUGCUAAGUUUAAAUGUUGAAUAAAACAUCCACAAAACCCCCUUCUAACUGCAACAAAAAAAUCAACUUAAAUUGGAAGCGAGCGACUGUCUGACAUGAUUAAAUUACAUUUUCAAUAUAUAUAUAUGUAUUUAGAGGAUUCAUGGAAUCUGGUAUCAUCGUCCCAACACUAAAUAUUCAUCAAUAUUACAACAAUAAUAAUUUCCUUAAAAGCUAAUUGUAUUAUAUAUGAUUUGUUUUUCUUUUUACAUGAAGCUUUUCCCUGAUUCUGUAUUCUACUAUUUCAGCCUUUUAACUUUUCAGACUUUAUUAUGCCUUUCAGACUGCCAUCUUUUCAUCUUAUCUUUUCCUUCUAGUAAAAGAGAAAUUUCUUUCACUUCAUUUUGAAUGAUUUCAACGAGUAAAGCCUCUAUACUACUUUUACCUCUCAACUCAAAAAGUUAAAAUCAUUCAUUGACAAUGUGGCAUUUUUAUUCUAGUAAAAAAGUCCCAUAUACCCUUUGCCUUUGUUGAGGGAGAGACCUUACAAUAUGGAAAAACAUGUAACAUAUGAUUAAAAAAACAUUUCACUUCGUUCCUUCGAAAUAUCAAAUAAUAGACAGAUAGCAUACCUGCAUUCCAUGGCCUCCAUUGGUUCAGCCUUUUACUUCAUUAAACAAAGAAGAAUAUACAUCUAAUUAUUCAUGAACUAAUUACCAAAGCAAUCAAGAAAAAAAAAGCAAUUGCAUGUCCUAAUAGGCCUCUAGAGAUGUAGAUUUCAGUUUACCAAAAAAACAAAAGGAUGCAGCUGGGACCAUGUUACCAAGUGAAAAGCAUGUGAAUAAAUGUCAGGAUAGAUUCAAAGCAUCAAUAUUAUUUCCUGAACACAAUUGUAAAACAACUCGUCAUCAACUUACUCUUUGUUAUGAGGGAGAAACAAUGCAACUUCAGCUACAGUAAUCAACUCUUCCCUCAACUCAUUUCAAAUCAAACAUUGAUAUUAUCAUUAUGUCAAAGGCUCAAACUUAAACAUGUAUGAAGUAAACUAUAGUUAUAUGACUCAGCUUUAUUACUUGGAAGAUCCGAAGAAGAUCCGAAGACAAUAACUGUAUAAUAAAGCGUCGUACUGUCCUGAUUAUCGACAAGAAAAGAAGGAAAGAACAAUAAUAACAAGAAAAGGUUCAUUGAAUUUAGCAUUGAUUGAGGACAAAAGGACGUUCAUCCAAAAAUACAAGCAUAACACAGCAAAAUAUAUGUUGACAACCUAUGAAACUCCUAGACUUUGUACCAAUGCUGAUAGCUUUAGAAUUUAAAUGUUAGAGACAUGAAAUGAUGUUCUAGAAAGCAAAUGUCUUAGUAGCGGACAGGGUCUAUCACCAUCAUUUGUCAGAGUCGAGUACUCGUGCCCCUCACUUGAAUGAAGACAUGGUAGUAUUCAACAUUACCAGGGUAUACAGGUUUACAGCUUUCAUCUUUAAUGAUUGGCCCUCGGAACUAACUGCACUAACCUAGAAAUUACAAGUUAUAUGAAGAAGCACUGAAGGAAGAAAAAAUACCAUCUAAGGAAUGCUAUCUGUUUUUACAACAUGGUAUCAUAGAUUCUUUAAUUAGCAGUUUUCAGAUUGCAUUUCUAGUUACUCCUUUUUCUUUUUUGUAAAACUUUCUGCUUCUUUCUUUAAAAGAAAAACAAAGAGAAGACUAUAAUAGCACGUUCCAACCAAAUGACAGCAAUUAAAUGCCGUACAUGUUACCUAGACUUCAUUUUUACGAAAAUAUUUUUCUGAGAUAUAUUUGGACAUGCGUAUAUGAUCAGAUCAUCUAAAUACAUGGAAAAAACAUGUCACGCCAAAGUGAUACUUAGUAUUGGUUGGUCAUCAUAACGUUAGCGGGGUGAAAAUUGAAGUAUUUGACAAGGAAGACCUAAACAUAUAAAGGUGGCAGUGUAGACUAGCAAUGAAGGCAGAGCUGGAAGGCAUAAAUAAUUUUAUUUGCAAUGAAUCUGGUCAAAUUUAAAAAGGCAUAGCCUAUCUAUGUCAAGCAUUGCAUGAUAUCAAUCAAGAAGGAAAGUAUGUUGGAGAAUUAUUGCAAUACUCACUGGUACUCUUCAUUUGUUGUCUUGCAAGAAGAGGAAAAGGAACUGUAUGACACUGAGAAUCUUGUGCAUGUGACAUGGGAAAAGCACAGUAAAAGUGAUAUAGUUAGAUUUUUCAAUUACUUAUCUACUUUUAAGGGAAAAAAGGGCAAAAGAAAGAAAUUUGAAUGUAAAAAUGUUGACAGAUAAUCUAGGCAAUCAAGCCAAAUCAUUGACUAAUUUCUUGAUCCAUUGAACUAAAAAAAAUAAAUGUAAGUCUACGUAUUCUCAGCUGUUCUUGCAAUCUGUUUAAGCUCAACCUUGCAACUUGCUAACAUUCUACUACAGUUGGUCAAAUCUGUAAGCAUGAGAUAAAAUGUUUCUAGUGCAUUAAAAGCUCAAACCGCAUAGAGUUUCUUGUGCUCAUUGUUUAGAAUCUCUGUGUCAGACGUAUAUGGUGUGGGCAAUGACCGAGAUCCGCUAGUCAUUGAAGACCUACGGAUGCUCCGAAGUUUGGAAGCCUCAAUACGGUUCACAAUCACCCAAUAACACAAUGUCCCCAAUGUCGAUACCAUGAUAACAGUCCCUAUGCCGGUAAUAAGGUUAGCUAACCACCUCUCGUCUUUUCCAACUACAACAUAUGAAAGGGCAAGAAAAGCAACUGAAAUCAGCACACAAGCCAACCACAUGAGCUUAUUAAUAACUGCCAUCAUCUGCUUCUUUGCCUUUCUCUGUAUAACUACAACAGACGUUUGUAC
This is a messenger RNA of Gossypium arboreum, 5766 nucleotides long. RefSeq names its product probable membrane-associated kinase regulator 3. NCBI's taxonomy places the organism in Eukaryota, Viridiplantae, Streptophyta, Magnoliopsida, Malvales, Malvaceae. Gene Ontology annotation, cellular component: plasma membrane. The transcript has 3 exons. The record is from RefSeq and is a predicted model, not a curated record. The coding region runs from base 1301 to 2413 and encodes 370 amino acids. Gene Ontology annotation, molecular function: kinase inhibitor activity.